This is a messenger RNA of Coregonus sp. 'balchen', 1060 nucleotides long. The record is from the annotation of a GenBank genome assembly. Lineage: Eukaryota; Metazoa; Chordata; Actinopteri; Salmoniformes; Salmonidae.
GGGCUCCACCAGUUGUACUAUGACCCUAACAUUGAGAAUAAGAACCUGGCCCAGAAGUGGUUGAUGCAGGCUCAGGUCUCCCCUCAGGCCUGGCAGUUCUGCUGGGCUCUGCUCAGCCCUGACAAGGUAUGAAAUGCCCACAUGCACACGCACGCACGCGCACACACCUACACCUAACCCUCUCUCUCUCUUCCUAGGUUCCUGAGAUCCAGUACUUUGGGGCUAGUGCCCUCCACACUAAGAUAUCCCGCUACUGGUCUGAUAUCCCCUCUAACCAGUAUGAGACCCUGAAGACUCAACUCUUCUCCCAGAUCGCAUGCUUCUCCUCCGGGUCCAAGAUGGUGGGUAGAUGGAUGGAUGGACAGUUGGAUGGAUUUAUUAGAUCAAUAAAAAUACAUAUAACUGGCGGUAGCUACGUGCCUUAAAAACCAUCAAGCAUAAACACAAUUGUAAAGUCGUUGACUUACAAGACGUUGUGGUCCUGUUUCCAAGGUGCUGACGCGUCUGUGUGUGGCGUUGGCCUCCCUGGCCCUGAACACCAUGCCAGAGGUGUGGCCGGGCGCCGUGCCAGAAAUGGUGCGUGUGUUCCAGGAGGAGGGAGGGGGGGUGGACGGCCGGGCCAGGUGUCUGGCCCUGCUGGAGCUUCUGACCGUCCUGCCUGAAGAGUUCCAGACCAGCCGCAUGCCGCAGUACCGCAAGGGACAGGUGAGGGGGCGCUAGAGACUGAAGGGUGCCAAUGGGCACAACAAAAAGGCAGACAGGCACACAGACAGACACACAAAAGGACAAGUGGUGGUGGGUUAGUAUUUCCUGUAACCUUGUAUCUCUCUGUCUGUAGGUGCGAGGUGCUCUGGGUCGUGAGUGGGGGUCAGUGUGUCCACUGCUCCAGCAGCUGCUGCGUCGAGGGGACAGUCCCGGGGCAGUGAAGGCUCGUGUCCUGCGCUGUCUGUCCUCAUGGGUGCUGCUGGACGUCCCUCUCAGUGAGAGUGAAGGACUGGUGGAGGACUGUUUCACUGCUUUACCAGACCCCGAGCUGUUUGAUUCCGCCGUGGAGGCUAUU